Molecule: messenger RNA, 2819 nt
Organism: Rhinichthys klamathensis goyatoka
Lineage: Eukaryota; Metazoa; Chordata; Actinopteri; Cypriniformes; Leuciscidae
Gene: toporsa
Product: topoisomerase I binding, arginine/serine-rich a
Exons: 1
Coding region: 31-2724 (897 amino acids)
Biological process (GO): protein monoubiquitination; protein polyubiquitination
Molecular function (GO): ubiquitin protein ligase activity
Source: RefSeq, a predicted model, not a curated record
UAAUAAUUCAAAUGUUUCUUCCAUCAGAUAAUGGCAUCACCACAAAUGAAGGAGCACCCAUCAGGUGUUGUGUUAAACACAAUAUCAAAAGCAGCAUCUCCGGAAUCAAAGUGCCCAAUAUGCCUGGAUCACUUUAAAAACAUAUCAUAUCUUGAUGUGUGCCUACAUAAGUUUUGCUUCUGCUGCAUUCAUGAGUGGUCAAAGAACAAAGCAGAAUGCCCCUUAUGCAAGCAGCCAUUUAAUUCAAUCUACCACACCAUUAAAUCUGAAGAUAACUACAAGAGGUUUGACCUGCGACCAACUGAGAAUGGCUCAUUUGGCAACAUGGCAGGGCAAAGAUUCAGGUAUCGCACCACACUUACAGGUGACCGCAGACCAGCACAGAGGAGAACAUCUCCCCCACCUGACCAUGGUGUCAUAUUUGAGGGCCUGAGAGGAUCUCUUCCACAGCGGCACAGCAGAGAUCUCCAUAGCAUGAUAAGGAGGCUGGCAGUAAGGCAAAGAAGAGAGAGUGAGGGCAGGUCUGUACAAAGUCUUCAUGAACAAGAAGUGAUUAAAUUCAGACGAGCCUUGUACAGAAGAGGUGUGCGAGUCCAAAGCGUGCAGGAUGGUGGCCGUACCAGGGAGACCUCCGCAGAGUUCUUUAAAAGAAAUCCUGCUUGUCUCCACAGGCUUGUACCUUGGUUGCGACGAGAGCUGACUGUUCUGUACGGUACCCAUGGUUCCCUUGUCAAUAUAGUGCAGCACAUCAUCAUGACUCUGAUCACUCGACAAAACUUGGACGACCAGGCUGUUCUACAUGAGCUUCGGCCCUUCUUGCUGUCCCACACUGAGCACUUCCUGCAUGAGUUUCUCAGCUUUGCUCAAUCCCCGUUCAACAUGGAGGCAUAUGACCAGCGUGCUGUUUAUGACUUGCCUCGGCCCUCCGGACAGAGUAGCAGUUCAGAAACAUCUGUGAUUGCCAUCUCUGAGGAUGAAAGUGAUUCUUUAGUGUCAGGAGCCCAGGAUUAUGCCACUCCUAGGGUGACUUUAAGCCAAACCGCAUGGGAUGAUGAGACCCCAGGGCCAUCCUACUCUUCAGAGCUAUCUCAGGUAUUACCUUUCCAUGUGAGGGACUCAGACUCUGAUAGUAGUGUUGGGGAAGCAGUGGUGUCUGUUGCUGCAGUGCCACAUCAGGACCGUCCAGGGAAUACUGCCACUAUUGCAGUGGAAGAAGAGGACUCCUCUGGCAGUGAUGAAGACUGUGUUAUUAUCAGCUAUGUUAAGCCAGUGGCAGAAAGGACACCAGAACUGGUCCAGCUUUCUUCUGACUCUGAACAUUCUGAUCAGAAUGAAGAGCCGCAAGACCCUCAGGCACCCCAACAUAUUCGUUUUACUUCAGAGUCGGAUUUGUCACCCACUGUAACUCAGAGACCCUCGAGGAGGCCAACAAGGUCCUCUCGCUCACCUGAUGACACCUCUACACAUCUUAGAAAAGAAGAUAAAUAUGGUAAAAGGAAUCAUGAAAGGGAGUUGUCAGGAUCUAGAGAAGGAUCCUCACACAGCAACAGGACACACUCUUCCUCUUGUAGCAGGAAUCACCCAGUGUCUAAAGAGAGCAAGCAUAACCGGAACCAAGGAAAGGACACAAGUCGCCACACCUCUAGUUAUUGGCAUUCAUAUAGCCAUUAUAGUCAGCAAGGCAGUGACAGGAGUUGUUAUACAGAGACAUGCUCAUCCUACACCAGCUACUACAGAAGUGUAUAUAAUCGACCUCAUUCUCUAUCACACAGCAGAAGGCGAAGCAUGGAUCGUGAGGACAGAAGUAGCUCAAGGAGCACUUCUAGAAUCAAGUCCGGCUCCUCCAGCGGUCAGGAAAGAAGACACUCAAGGAGCAAUUCCAAAAUCAACUCUUCAAAUCGUCGGCACAGAAGUCAUUAUGAGAGCCAUUCUAGAAUCAACUCCUCCAACCGUCGGGACAAAAGUCGCUCAAGGAGCAGUUCUAGAAUCAAGUCCAGUUCCUCCAACUGUCAGGACAGAAAUCACUCAAGAAGCAAUUCUCGAAUCAACUCCUCCAACCGUCAGGAAAGAAGUCGCUCAAGGAGCAAUUCUCGAAUCAACUCCUCCAACCGUCAGGAAAGAAGUCGCUCAAGGAGCAAUUCUCGAAUCAACUCCUCCAACCAUCAGGAAAGAAGUCGCUCAAGGAGCAAUUCUAGAAUCAACUCCAACUCCUCACAUCAGAUAUCACUGCAUGAUGAAUAUGGCAGAAAAAGGAAGUACAAAACAAAGCAUUAUGAGGAACCCUCAAGGAAGAGUCCUAGUAAUUUUUUCACAGAUUCUGCUGAAGAUGGUGCAAAAAAGAAAAACAAGAAGCAUCACAAAAGGUGCAAGAGGAAAAGUGAGAGUCCAAGCGUAGAUGACAAAUCUGAGGGUCAUAGUAGGAAACAUCACAAGAAGAAGAAAAAGAAACAUAAGAAGAGCAAGAGACAUAAUAGUGAGGGGAGGGUGGGAAAGCACAGCCCUGUUCUCAUUACAAUUAAUAGUGACAGUGACAAUGCUGACUCCAGUGAACCCUCAACCAGUAAUAUCUGCGGAGCUAGCUCCACUUUUACAACAGCAAACAGUUCUACAAAAACUGAAACUCAGCCGCUCAAGUCCAGUUUCCUAGACAUGGAGCAACAGUCAACUGCUGGAACUGAAUAUAGUUCAGUGGGUGAUGCUGGGAAUCAACUCAAGACUGAUUAACGCAAAUGCCUUCGUGAUUUUGUAUGUUCAAUUUAACUGUAAUUGAACUACUCAAUUUGUGGCGAAUAAAGAUUUUAUUACUUCUUGUAAUGCCC